CGUCCCCCAGGCCAGGAAGUCUGUGUCCCAGAGCUCUUGACUGUCCUCUGGCUGGAGCCCACAGCCAGGUCCCCAAACGGGCCAGUCCUCUGCAGGAGUCCCGGGCUGCCCGCCCUGCCCUGUCCCGGGAGGAGGUCACGCUGGGCAGAAGGAGCAGCGAACUUUUUAUUAAGAGUCUUUGGCAGGCCACCAUGGAGACAGCUGCCCUGGACCUCCUGUGGACGGCACUUCUGCUCCCUCUCCUGGUGUCUGGGGUCCCCACCGAGGAGCACACCUCUGGGGACGCUGUGGCCUCUGGUGCCCCCGGGCGCUGCCGACAGUGCUGUGACUCCGGGGACCCGCUGGCCCCUGCCUAUGCCGCCGACGAGUCCUCCGCCUCUCCAUCCUCCCUUCCCUACGUGUGGCCUGAGGUCAGGCCCUACAUUAACAUGACCAUCCUGAAGGGUGACAAAGGGGACCGAGGCCCGCUGGGCACCCCCGGGAGGCUGGGCAGGGAGGGUCCCCGGGGAGAGCGAGGCCCCCAGGGCAGCAAGGGCGACAAGGGGCAGGCGGGCAGCCCGGGCGGCCCAUGCCAGACCCGCUUCUCGGCCUUCUCCGUGGGCCGCCGGACGGCCCUGCACAGCAGCGAGGGCUUCCAGCCGCUGCUCUUCGACACGGUCUUCGCGAACCCGGACGGGCACUUCGACCUGGCCGCCGGCCACUUCGCCGCCCCGCUGGGCGGCCUCUACUUCUUCAGCCUCAACGUGCACAGCUGGAACUUCAAGGAGACCUACGUGCACGUGAUGCACAACGAGGAGGCGGCCGUGAUCCUGUACGCGCAGCCCAGCGACCGCAGCAUCAUGCAGAGCCAGAGCGUGAUGCUGGCCCUGGCGCCCGGCGACCGCGUCUGGGCGCGGCUCUUCAAGCGCGAGCGGGAGAACGCCAUCUACAGCGACGACGUGGACAUCUACAUCACCUUCAGCGGCCACCUCGUCAAGCCCGAGGACGACUAGCGCCUCCCGCUGGGGCGGCUCCCGGGGGCGCCCGCCCCCCGCAGGGCCUCAGCGUCCCCCUCUGUAAGGCGGGCCCGGGGGCCCAGGCACUCUGGGUGGCCCUCCUCUUCCUCCCCUCCCUCCCCGGCUGUCUCUGCCGCUCCCCGCUCCUGCACAGAUCGUGAGAAGCCGCCUCACCUGAACGCUCCACAGCCUUCCCAGCCUGUCAGACCAGCACGUCUCCGACUGGAACCUGCACAUGAGUCACCCCGGGGACUGUUCUUGCCCAAACGCAGAUUCCAUCGGGCAGGCGUGGGUGAGUGGGCCCAGGACGCUGCGUGUCCGAGCGGUUCAUGGGUGACACUCCCAUGGCUGGUCUGUGGGCCGCGCUGGAGUGACCAGACUCUAGAACCUUCUCCCUAAGCUUUUCGAGCCCUCUGAGCCUCCUAGAAUCAUCACGGCAUCCUUAAGCACCCUCACUUCUCUGACUGCCCCUCCUCCCUCCCUCUCUCCCUCUCGCCUGCACCAUUACUGCUCAUUUUGUCAUUCAUCCGACCUCAGGAGGGAGCUCACUGUGCGGCCCGGGAGCGCUGGGCGGGUCAAACACAGACCUGUGCUCGGUGGGCACACACCCGGCCCUGGUGCGAGGCGGAGGGUUCCAGGGCCUGACCCGGAGGAACGCAUGGUGCUCUUGUCACAAAAGUCUGGGCUCCGGGCAUUCAGACACCGUGGCCCCUCCUCACCCACGGUCCCCCAGGCUGGUGGGACAGGGCCCCUGAGGUGGGGUGUUCCCUGCCCCCUCUCAUUCCUACUCAUCGCCUGUCCUUAAAGCAGCCCCAGCCCCACAGCCCCCACACGGCUGUGUGGUCCCCUGCGAGGGCUCCUGUCCCCCUCACAGCACCCUCCCUGCCCCAGCCCAGCCCACCCUGCCUAAGGCGCCUGGCCUGGGUUCUCCCCAGCCCCCCGCCCCGGCAGGCCCUGAUGUCUGUCCCCAGGUGCUCUCUGACCCUCGUGUCCCCUCUUGCCGGCCCGAUGUCCCCACUCUCUGAGCGUUAAGGUGCUGGAGACCCACCGUCUCCCCUGGCCUGGUGCUGCCUUGGGAAAGGCCAGGGCCGAGGCGCCAGGCUUCGGACCCUCAGCGGGUCUGAGGAACUGAAGCGGGUAACCUUCCGGCCAGUCAGGGGGACCCUCCCUCCUCUGAGCCAUGAUGCCGAGAGGCCCAGGCCAUGUAAGGGACACAGGCUUCCCUCCCCUUCUCCGCUCCCGGGGGGGGGGGCGUGUUGUCAGCCUGGUGGCCCCCAGCCUUCCUCUCCCCCGGCCAGGAGGCCCGACCUCUCCCCAGAGGCGGCCUCCGGUCUUGGUGCUCACGCAGACUCUGGAAAGAGGGGCCCGGGAGGUCUCUGGUGCUCACUUAUAGCCAAGGGGCCACGUGGCGGCUGCGUGGCUGGGGGUGGUCGCAGGGCCUGACUGUGCGCAGGCCAGGCACAGCCCCUCCCAGCCGCCUGCACCUGCCCUGCUGUCCAGCGUGAAUAAAGGUUGCAUGUCUUCUUGGCA
Molecule: messenger RNA, 2525 nt
Organism: Pipistrellus kuhlii (Kuhl's pipistrelle)
Lineage: Eukaryota; Metazoa; Chordata; Mammalia; Chiroptera; Vespertilionidae
Gene: C1QTNF6
Product: C1q and TNF related 6
Exons: 3
Coding region: 192-992 (266 amino acids)
Molecular function (GO): protein binding
Source: RefSeq, a predicted model, not a curated record